UAGAAAAUUAAAGUUUGUGUAAAGUUUAACCAUUAAAACCCCGAUAAUGACCACAAAGAUUGUAAAACGCAAGCAAAACACGCAGCCAAGUGGAUGUCCUGUGGGGAAAAAGAAGCAUAGACCGAAUGGCAUCGAAAGAGGAGCCCUGCAGAACGGUCACAAGGACCCUGGGAAGCAAGAACAGGGCAAGCUAUCAACGUCCGAUUCAGCGCAUGCAAAGAAAAGUAGAAAAACCCCAAAUAGCGGAACAUCAACAUCAAAUGGACCGAAGGAGACAACGAUGAAGAGUUUCGAAUAUGUGGAAAAUUUCCGUCAAAAACUACUGGCCGGUGUUGUGGCUAUGGAUGCUAUACGUCACUUCGUUCAACAAUUCCAUAAAAAGCCCGAUUCGAUUGUUGAAUACAUUCAUGCUGGAGGUACUCUGCAACCUUUGAUGGACAUUUUGGACAAGACCGAAAAGGAUAAAGUAGCCGAUAUAGCCGAAUUGUUCCACCUUAUCCAUUUUGUGCUGAUCAAGUGUAUCGAUUACGACGAAGCGCAUGCUAAGGAUGCGGCCAAAUGCGCAAGGUACAUUAUGACCGACUAUAAACCCGUAAUCGUGCGAUUGCUGCACGAAAAAGAAGAGCAUGCAACGGCUUGCAGAGCAGCUGCCUUUCGCACUCUGAAAGCGGUCAUGCUUGUAGAUCCCGGCGCCUAUGGAAGGGAAGUGUUGAAGCUGAUGGACGUUUGCAUGCCGGAGCUGGAAAUGCACAAGUGCCGUGAGAUGGUUGAUGAGCAGGGGACACAACAAUCGCUGCGCACGGUAUUCAUCGAGUUUAACCUGGCUUUCCUAAUCGAUACCGCCCCCGAGCUGGUGCGUUUAUGGCUUACCCGGGCCCACCUGAUUCAACCGUUGACGCAGAAUCUCGUGUACGAUCACGUCGAAAACGUGGUGCUCGUGAUGAAAAGCUUUCGCCAGUACGUGCUCGACUGUCCAGCCAUCGAUAAGUACAUCUAUCGAACGAUAUUUACGACGGACUUUUAUAAAUCCCUAGUAAACGUGUUUGAAUGGGUCGGUCCGAGUAAGCAGGUCCCCACGGAGGCCAUGAAGAAGGCGGUCCUGGAUGCUACAGAAAUGGUGGUGCUUCCUCUGCUCACAUCCAAGCGAUACUUUCUUGUGCCGAAGACGAUCGAUUUGGAAAGGGCCAGUCCACGCCAUAAACAUAUCCUUCUGGCGCUGAAAAACUCUCAACUGCAUGCUCAACAGCGCAAACUGGUGCUACGUCUGUUCGAAACCUGUCCCGAGGUCCUUCCUGCUGUGCUGGAAAACUACGCAGCGCUGCUGAAAACGAAGAAGGAAGAUAAUCGAGAACUAUUGAUGUCCAUCAUCCAACUGCACAAGCCCGAGGAGAUCGUGGCAGGUCUCGACGCGAGUACGGUGACGGCCAAGGCUCUGUCAAACUUUGUCGUCAAAAGUACGCUUCCUCGAAUGGCGCUGGAAUACAUCGGCGUAGCGAUGGGGAGAAAGGAAAACAUUGCCUUCUGUCUGAAGUUUCUCGCCAUCAUGAUCGGCCGGUGCGAGCAGUAUCUGCUGGAAAUCGAAAAAACCCGAAAGUUGGACCAGUUUGGGCUGAAAAAGCUAAAGUUCGAUACGAUCAAUCAUAUACUGGCCCUUUUCCCCACCGUCGAUCGGAUCAUCUCGGCGAUGGAGCUACAUCGGAACGAUCGCAACGCAGAGAAACAAGAAAUAGUCAUGGAACACGCGAUGGACAUUCUGCUAGUGUGCAUUCGAAGCUUCCGUGCGUACAUUGAUUCGUCUACGUUCAUUACAACGUUUCAGAGCAUUCUGCAGCCAGCCUAUCGAACGUCGGUGCAAGAGCAAUUCUUCCUGAACUACGAGUUCAAAGCGAUCAAGGUGGUGAUCGCACUAGAACCCCAGAGUGUGUCGUUCGAUUCGCCCCAUUUCCCCUCGGUGCUAAAGGUGCUCAUCAAAAUCUACCUCCAUGGGCCGGACGAUGCAAUGCGCCGCGAAGCGACCGAGUUGCUGGUAGCUCUAUUCCGCAACACAACCCUAUUCGGGAACCGGGCAACGGAGAUUGAAUUUUGGUUUCAGGCCCUCUACAAGUUUCAUCCACCCGCAUUGGUGCUGGAGCUGGUCGACUAUCUGGUAAAAUGUAUCAAGACUGCAGCAACGAGUAUGAGUGAGACGUCCAAUCAUUCUCUCAUCAAAGAAGCGUUUGCAACGGCGGGAACGCAGCGUAGCCAAGACCUGGAGGAAUUGUUUGCCCGCGUGGAACACGAGGAGCUUGACAUUGACAGCGAAAUAGUGAAGAAAGAAGGCAACACGCAAGCGUUCCUCACGGAAUUGUCGGUGACCGACAACUUUUUCCUAUACAUGUUCGCAAAGAACACGUUGCAUCCGGCAAAGUUUGCCAAAUAUUUCGAUCGAGUCUUGCUGCGAUACCUCCACUAUCUGCCCCAUCCGGAGAUCGUUGAAAAGGCGCAUGCGUUGGCACUCGAGAAAGAUAUGACUUCCGUUCUCACUAUUUACAUUAGCAAGUGGAUGUUGGGAACGAAGGAGGGUUACCUCGGGAAAGAGCACGGAUGGGGAGUUCUAUGCAUACUCAGCGAGGCAUUGGUCAAGAAGUGGAAAAAUAUCGAAUUUUCGCCCUCCGCCAACUUUCGCACCGAACUUAUUCUUAUGCUACAUCAAACGUUGUUUCAUCUCUGCCGUCUGGUCGUAGCCAAGAAGCUAAGCCAGGAACAUCUAGAUAUUAUUGCACACUACGCCGAUAAGUUGCUCACGUUGAUGCUGCAAAAAGAUAGUCCCCUUUCGGCGACGGACAUUGAAGAAGUGAUGGCCGGGUUGUUCCUGCAGCGUCCAGUUUUGUUCGACCAUUUCACCAUCCGUGCGGAUCAAGACAGCGCCAACGGUACAAUACCGCGACUCGUAACGGGAUUUGUGUACGAGCUCAUGCAAAAGUGUUGUCAUCUGCCAAACUUUGAUCGCUACACCACGCUCUACUCGCACAAAAUCGUUUCCGAGUUGAUUAACUCGUCGACGGCGGAACUGGCGACCGCUCCGUUUGAUAGUGCGAUGGCAGAGAAGUUACUUACCAUCUUCAAACUCAACGAACGAAACUGCGUAACGCUGCUCCGCCACUACGCCGAACUCCCUGCAGAAGCAUUCCUCGGGACGCAACCCAACAGAAACGAGCGGACGUUUCACUAUAAGCAACUAUGCCUCGCAUUAGAGAAACUCGCUGCAACUGGGUUUGGCGAUCGGGAACACUUCCUCACCGAGCGGACCGUUCGAGGCUUGGUAAGCAUCUACAUAGAAUGCGGAAAGCGUUUGGGCAACGACCCCGCCGGUCUAGACGAUUUCGAGUGCGCACUCCUGGGCUAUCUGAGUACGUUUACGCAUAGCAUUGCGCAUGUGGAACCAGAGUUGAUGAACGUGUUUUUCGUGGCUCGCCAAAGGAUCGGCAAACCGCUGGUAAAGCUUGCGGUCUUUCUACUUUCACGAGACUCCCGGUUCGACGCACCCUUCCUAGCGCUCGCAGGUGAACACUCCUCGUCGAAGAAGGAGCUUGUUUAUCCACUGCUGAACGCCGCCUUCCGCCGUUCGGUCCUUUCCGCCGCAACCAUGCGCGAUUCGGACGAAGGAAAGCGCUUGAUGAAUAAGCUGUACGGAGAAUUUAAAGGAGGCAUCCAGAAGAUGCUCGAAAAACCGCACAAAGCGGCCGUUAUCUAUCGGGAAAAUAUGAUUGCCAACGAAUCCCUGGUGCGGCUGUGUAUGCCCCGCAACGAGUGUGUGGAUUUUGCGCGCAAAAAACUCCGUAUCGAGUCGGUGGAAGUGUUUCAGCUGCGAGCGCUAAUGGAAAUCUACGGCAUCGCGCUGGAAACGCUCAAAGACAACCCCAAGCAGCAGCCCCAAGUGUACGGGAACGUUUUCGGCGUGCUACUGCAAUGUUUCGAGGUUCUCUUCCGUUCGUCCUCGUCGGCGGAACACUUUCUCAAACGUUCGGACGCGGUCGGGUACCUAAAUCAACUCGUGCUCGCCCUUUACGGCUGGUCAAAGCAGACAAAACGCUACAAAACACUGCGUGAGGCUUCGAGCUUCGAGGGAGUGACCUCAAGCGCCAACUGGAACGCGUUUUGCAAGACCUGUCUUAAGUUUGGCAUGGAGAUGCCCCAUUGUGUGGACAAUGCGCGUCGGUACGACGAUCGGCUGUACGUGCUGCCAACGAUUAUGGCCACCCUGGUGGACCUGUUCUACGCGAACGACAACCCGGAGCAGCAGGAUAUCGAGCGGUACUACGAUUGGGCUCUUUCCCACUCCCACUUCCUGCGCGUCCUUCUCACCCAGUUUCAGUUCCGAACGAAGACGGCCCUCGUGCACUUGUUGUGUGUUUUGGCGCACAAAAAUAUGACCGUCGCCAACAGCAAGCACGUUCCGCUGUUCCUCGGUGCGUAUGGAGCUACGCUUAGCGAUUGCAAUCGAUACAUCUUGGCCCUGCUGCAAGUGUACGAGCGGGCCGGCAUACAGAUGCACGAGUUCCGCCCUUUCCUAUGGGGUGAAAUGGCUAUCAAACAUUUCUCCCUCGAGGCGGGCGCCAACGAAGAGAACCGCCAGCGUCAUUCGUUCCGUCCACAUCCGGCAGAAGUGUUAUCGCUGCUGGAGAAGGAAAAAAUCUGCGCCACCGUCCUCCGUUUCCCCGUGUGGCGUCGGCUUGACGCUUGUACGCAACUUCCCGUGGUGAACUUUGACGAUAUCAGCGCUUUGUUGGAUCCGGAAGGAGAUCAGCAGUUCCACUGUCCGCCAGCCAACGUUCUGGAGGAAUUCAUCGAAAAGCAGCACCGGAGAGGAAAGCAUCUGAAGGCGCCACCGACGGAACUGCUUGAGCAGCGUGCGACCAAGCCAGAAUUCCGCAACACAAUAUACGACCCUGCGUUCCUUUUGCCACUGCUAGGGUAUAUGUUUGCACCGGAGAACAGUGACAUGCUUGAUAUGGCCGGACGGGCCGGUAUCCUUUCGCUGCCCUUCGUUUGCCUGGCGAGUAACGACGAGCAGAUGCGACUGGCGGCCGGCAGCGUCAUCCUGCGUCUCCGAGGUCACCUGGAGCAGACGAGAAAGUUCAUCGACGCACAGUUUUGGUUACAUCUAUUCUCGGCGGUACAAAACGGACUCACCGCCUUGAAGGAACAGGGAAAGAAGGAAGUGCUGGUUCCGAAGGCUUCCUUUCUUUCGACAAUCUUCAUCGCCGAAACGAUCAACGUGCUGCCGGAUGUGAUGAGUGAGCUGCACGGGCCAUUGACCGGCUACAUCAUGCAGCAGAAAACGUACGAUUUCCGCGCCAUCCCGAACUUUUUGAUUCUGUUCCACAGUGCGGAUAUACGGCACAACGUGCACCGAUUGUUCAUGCUGGAAUCGAUCUACCGUGGGAUUCAAACGCAUGAGGAUUUCGCCGUUCUGCGCCCCUCGCCAAUCAUCCGAGCCGUGAUGCACUUCUACGCCUCUUCCCUCUCGAACCGGGAGCUCAACAUAACGAUUCUAAACAUAAUCAACGCGCUUGCAAAGAUUCCAAAGUCGUGCGAAGCGCUCGUAAAUGGCUUCGGCUUCCUCACCUGGCUCAGCCAGCGGAUCGACGGGAUAGAAAGCUUCCACUUCGACACGAUCGAAGCGUUCCUGGAAAUUCUGAGCAACUGCUGGUGCUCGAUGCAGCUGAUGGCGUUCGCCAAGUCCGCCGCCCGCACUUCGAUAAUCUUCCAGCGCGGUGUCCUGAUUGCGACACUCAAGUUUCUCCCGCUCCUCUCGACGCGCAGCUCAAGCAAAACGUUGAUUUUGUUUUUAAAUCUACUGGACAAAACGACCUCGUCCCGGUACUCCACCGAUCGGCUGCUGGCAUUGGUGAACGAGCAAAUGCUGGGGCAGAUGAUGGAAUACUUCGAGAAGCUGUUCGGUGUCCACCUUUGGUGCGUCCGGUAUGUGCGACAGUGUGGGGCGCACGGCGCUGACGAUGAUGCGACGGUUGGCAGGAAACUUUCCGACGAUGGCGUCGAUCAGCCGACCAUUUCGAUAUUGGUCAGCUUGCGAAGGUUUGUUAUUCGUUGGCAGAACUUCCAGCAACACGGUUCCAGUGGAGAAGAUGAAAUCGGUGAAUCGGAUGACAAAUCGAUGGAGGUUAAAGAUAAGGUGGAAGAUGUUCAGAUAGAGUAAUGAUUAUGGUCGGCAAUCAGAAGGUUGAUUUUUUUCUGUUUCUAUUCGUACAAUAUAAUGGUAUAAAUAAAUGAUGAAGCCUUAUUAA
This is a messenger RNA of Anopheles coustani, 6287 nucleotides long. RefSeq lists its product as uncharacterized. Gene Ontology annotation, cellular component: nucleolus. Bases 47 to 6199 code for a protein of 2050 amino acids. Gene Ontology annotation, biological process: maturation of LSU-rRNA from tricistronic rRNA transcript (SSU-rRNA, 5.8S rRNA, LSU-rRNA); maturation of 5.8S rRNA from tricistronic rRNA transcript (SSU-rRNA, 5.8S rRNA, LSU-rRNA). The record is from RefSeq and is a predicted model, not a curated record. NCBI's taxonomy places the organism in Eukaryota, Metazoa, Arthropoda, Insecta, Diptera, Culicidae. The transcript has 2 exons.